Molecule: messenger RNA, 2544 nt
Organism: Astrephomene gubernaculifera
Lineage: Eukaryota; Viridiplantae; Chlorophyta; Chlorophyceae; Chlamydomonadales; Astrephomenaceae
Source: the annotation of a GenBank genome assembly
GAAGAAAACAAAUGCUUUAUACUUGCCGCUGGUUACGUGCCACUUUGCUAUGUGCUUUGCUGCGCUCCUGCUAUAGUUUUAUAAAGCUUAACACUUCAUACUCCAAUUAUGCGGUUAUAUACAAACCUAUGGAGUAUGCUGUCAUCGGUCAGCAAAAGGUACGCAAGGCGCCUGGUGCCUGCCCUAGAAGAUACAUAGUAGCUCUUACACAAUAACUUGCUGCUACUACUGGAUUGUUCCUUGGACUCCACCGGAUUUCAAGUUAGCAUGGCGACAGUGCGGGACCAGCACUCUGUGGAAUGUCAUGAUUACGCACCCUCAGGUUAAGUGGGUGGGCGGCUCCAAGGAGGUGUUUUGGUUCAACGGCCCCCUUCCCCACACCACGCUAUGCGAUGCUCACGUAGAGGACUACCAGGCGCGAGUGGCCAUGCAGCGGCAGCAACAUCGUGAGCAGCAGAAGCAAGGGCAGCAACAGGAGUUGACGCGACACGACUCUCAGCUUAGAGCGGAGUACGACAAGCUGUUGGUCGGGGACUGGUCAACCACCUACCUGUCUUGUUUGUGCUGCCCGCUGUCGCUCAAAACGUUGAAUCCAAAGAUGAAGCUCAUCGCGGUGCUGCGAGACCCGGUGCAGCGCGCCGUCAGCCGCUUCCUGGAGCAGCAGCGCUCCCGCCACCUGCCCUUCCACAAGCUGGUGGCCAACCACACCUUCGCCAGCUUCGUCGCCUCCUCCCUCGCCGACCUGCGCGCCUGCCUGGCCCGAGCGGCGCCCCUCUCCCUCGCCGCCGCCCCGGCAGCAGCCGCGGCAGGUCCCGGGGCUCUGGGCAGCAGCCUGACGGGCUCGCAGCAGCAGCAGCAGCAGGCGGGGGGUGCGCAGGAGCGGGCAUCGGACCCCGCUGCCGCACUCCAGGCGGCUGGGGCGGCGGCGGAGGCUGCUGGGGUGUUCCGCGGCUGGGGGGCGGGGUGGGGGCUGGGCAGGUGGAUGGAGGCGCAGUGCUUCGCUAGGAACAACAUCCUCGGCUACUCCGCGUACGACAUCUUCCUGGAGAACUACCUGGCGCACUUCCCCAGGCAACAGCUGCUGGUCCUCUACACGGAGGACCUGGCCCACCGCCCCACCGCCACCUUCCGGUCCCUGGAGGCGCACCUGGGGCUGCCAGCCUGGCAGUACGACAGCGGGCUGACGGCACUGGCGUACAACACCAGGGAGUGCUACGGCUGGAAGUGCUCCCGCAAGAAUGGCACCUUGCGGUCGCACUACGACCUGACCCGGCAGGGAGCUGCUAGCACCGCUGCGGGCGGGAGCAGCAGCGCCAACAGCCGCAGCAUCAGCAGCAGCCUCGACGACCACCACACAGGCAACGCUGGCACUAGGGAAGACAGCGGCAGCGGCAGCAGUAGCACGUCAAGGGCAACAGCCGAGUUCAACCACGCUGUGUCGCAGCUUGUUGCUUUCUACCGCCCGCACGUGCAGCGGCUGUUGCGGUGGGCGGAUGCGGGGGUCAUCGCGCAACCUCCGGAGGCCUGGCGAACGACGUACCGCACCCGUACGGAGGAGGAGGAGGAGGAGGAGUAUUAUGCGGAAGGCGAUGUCAGUGGGAAUUAUGGUAGUGGUGGGUAGGAGUGCAUGAUGGUUUCGGUAAGACUUGGAAUGCGUUGCGUUGAUGUCUGAUAGCUUUAUAUCGGUUGACGCAAUGCAUGGAAGUAGGGUGAGUGCCGCAGGUCAGGAGCUGGGCGGUUGCUAUCUGGGGGCAGGCGCAUCCCCGCAUGACAGCAACGAACUUGGGCUAAGAUGCCUGCUACGGAUCCCGAUGCAUGGGAAUGGUCAUCCAAAGACUGCUUGGACGUACCUGAAAGCAAGUACGGGGGAAUGUGUGAGUUCGGUAACGAGUGCGUGCAAGCCAUAGGUGGAAGCGGGUGGGGGUGGAGCGUAACUCACCUGUCAUGGGUGGAAAGGUCAUGCAGGGGUGUUUCGGCCAGGCGUUCGGUGUUGGGUAUACUGGCAAUACGCCCUGCGUUGUGCCUACAUGUGUGCGGCAUAUGCAUGUGCGUGCAUGUGAUUAGGGGAUGGUGUUUAUUUGCGUCGCAAGGGCUUGCUGAUGCAUAUUUGGGUUCCGUGCGGUCCAAGUCCACCCCAAAGGCAUGUGCGUUAUUAAGGGCCAAUGUUGCAGCCAUAUGCUUUUCUUUAUUCCCCAUGGGUUGGGAGCGCUGGAAUAUUGACGUUUGCUUUCACAUGUAACCCCCGCGGCAUUACGGUUUAUUCUAGGCGUGGCAGGUGGCUCUAGUAUCGGUGCUGGAACUGCUGACAGCUUGACCCAUGGGUCAGUGCCAGUGUUUUUUUUAGCGAUAAAUAACUGGUCCUAGGGCCGUGAGAAAGCGAUAAGGUGUCUGUGCCCAGGGUAUCUCAUCGCUCACACCCCCCCUGCCAGACCCUCUACAUGCUAGGGAUUUGGGUCCAGGAGGGCACUGGGACCAGUGAGAAGCGCCUCCGCAUUGGGGUUUAGGGGGCUAUGGGCACAUGUGACCCCAGGGGGCCGGCUUAGG